Messenger RNA from Ruditapes philippinarum (Manila clam), 2086 nucleotides. RefSeq lists its product as uncharacterized. The record is from RefSeq and is a predicted model, not a curated record. Bases 210 to 1013 code for a protein of 267 amino acids. Lineage: Eukaryota; Metazoa; Mollusca; Bivalvia; Venerida; Veneridae. The transcript is spliced from 3 exons.
CACUUGACAGGACUACAGUAGAAACAAUAAGAAAUAUGUAUUCAGAUGGUCAAAAUAUGAAUAUAUAGUGCCAUUAAAAAGCGGAAGCUAUUUUAAGAAAAAAGAUCAACAUUACCUGACAUGUUAUAGGGACUGCAGCUUCACAUACAAUCAGAGAAAUCAAAACGCUUGAUUAUCUUGCAGACAAGAACAGGUUGAUUGUUGCCGGGAUGUAUCUGAAAAAUGAUCACAUUGCGUUUGUUGAUCGUAAAAACUCGGUCCUAAUCGUUACAAAUACAGAGAAUCAAUCCUUCAGAGAACUUGAUCUUGUCCAACUUCUGCCAGACCAAUAUCGAGCCAAAAAUGCAAAGAACAUACCAAAACCGUCGGAUGUAAACAAAGGAUUCGAAGAUGACCAGCUUUUGAUUACCUAUACAAAUACCUAUACAGGCAAUGAUUUCUCACUGGCUAUUGCAUGUAGGUUUGAUGUGGGCAUGAUAGAAUUAGGUCCUCCUCUGCAUGUUGUGAGAAUCAAUGCCUGGACAAGGUCUGUCAUAGCAAUAGAUAAAGAUAACGUUUGCGCACUUACAGAAUACAAUGUCAUCAUCAAGAAUAAAGAUGACAACGAUGAUGCUCAAGUUACGUCUUAUGACCGCAUAAAAAGUGACAAAGGAGGGCUUCUCAUGACAGAUGGUCAAGGAAACUUCUAUUAUGGUGAUGGACACAGUUUUGUUUGGUGCUACUGGGAUGGAAUAAAUAUUGACGAAAGAAAUCGAUUGACAGAUAAUGCCCAAUGUUCGAUAAAAUUUCCACGUGGAUCUGCCAUUGAACCCACCUCAGGACGAAUAUUUAUAUGCACUGAUUUGUCAUUUGCUAUUUAUAGUAUUUCUAGCGACUGGGGAGACGUAAAAGAAGAGGUGUCUGGCAAAGGGAAGCAGUAUGGCGACAUAGACUUCAACUCCCAUGGCAACAGAUUCUUUACUACGUUUUGGAAGGAUAAUGAAUGGCCGAUCCUUUAUGGACUUGAGGCUUAAUGUACAUCAUAUGGGAAUAGAGAUAAUAUCCAAAGUUUGACCAUAGUCGAUACUUUUUAUGACACAUAUUUGUGAUUAAGAAAUCGGAAUUGUAUCAAAUAACAUUGUUGCCUUGCUUACUAUAUACAUAUACAUCCAUAAUCAGUAUUAUUUUAUCUAAUUAUUAUUAUUAUUUGUGCUUACCUAAAGAAUAAAGUAUUUCUUCGGUAUCAAUACACACAGUAAAGAAAACGUGUUUAUGCAAAUAUGUAUCCUAUUCAAAAGGGUGAACAUUAUUCUUUGUAUUACUGAAUAUUUGAAACGGUUUAUUAUAUGCAGUCUUGUGUUAGAUGAUUUAAGUCACCAAAGUCAUUUUAAACACGUUUUGUAAUGUCUUACUGUUUAGAAUUGAAAUAGUGCACCUUUGGAUUUACCUACAUAUCGUCCAUAAUUUGUGAAUGUAUGUCGUGAUAUAUAACUAUCGUAGUAGAAUAAUAAGAAAAUUGUUUUAAUCUUGAAAUCAAACGGUAUAAAGCUAUAUUCCAUGUCAUGUUUAAAAAAAAAAUUAAAAAUAGUUUAAGAAUGUAAAAUACGCUUUUUUCAUAAUUUUACGGUGAAUUAUCGAAAGAGCUGAAACAUGAAAUGUCUGUUUAAUACUGCUCGUAAACAGAAUAAAAUGUUCCGGAGCAAAAUGCUUAUUUUGCUUAAUAUAUGCUACAUUUAGUAGGAUUUUACCAGUAAACAAUACCACUAGUUAAUAAGAAAAUAUUGCUUUCACACGUGUACUCGCAUUUUAGUAUUAUUCGUUUUCAAAAUUCAAACAAAAAAUUAGAAACUGCAUUCAACAGAGAUAUAGCUUAAUAUACUUUAACUGAUGCUAUGGUGUGUAUUUUAUAAAAUAGAAAUUAUUGAAACAAAGCAAUGAACUUGUUUUAACUUAUAUUUCUUGAGGCGAUAGGCCUGAACAAAAAAUACCACUGAAGUAUGGUAUGCUUAGAAUCGUUAUUAUGAAUGAGUGUCAUCUAAAUUGUAAUUGUUACCGAUAAGGAAGUUAUUUUGUUAAACAAAACUUUGACUUAUAAAUAUACUUACAU